AGAACCAUUACUAGCAGUACACGGAAGCUUACAGUCCUUUGGUCUUGCAUUGUCUGAUCCAUUUUUACCAGUCGCUCUGUGGACUUGUUUUUCCAUUAUAUCACAUAGGAACAUACUAUGUCAGGUGCGCCGCCAACGUCCACGAACCCAACAGCUACCACUAGCCUACUUCCUGCAAAAUCAUGGCAGCAUUUCGUAGCCGGAGGACUAGGUGGAAUGUGCGGCGCCAUCGUUACGAGCCCAUUCGAUGUCGUCAAAACGCGACUGCAAUCAAGUCUGUUUAGAGAAAAACAUGCGUCUGUCGGUGUCGUCGGUGGUGGAGUAGCAGCACUUCCACAAAGACCAACAGGCCUCCUAUGGAAUUUUGUAGAGACAGGACACAUCCUCCGAGAUAUAUACCGCGAUGAAUCUCCUCAGGCAUUGUUCAAAGGUCUCGGUCCCACUCUUGUUGGCGUGAUCCCUGCUCGGUCAAUCAAUUUUUUCACCUACGGCAAUGGCAAACACAUCAUAGCCAAUAACUUCAACAAUGGCCAAGAAAACUCCUAUGUCCAUCUCUCUGCAGCUGCUAUCGCCGGGAUCAUAACUGGGACUGCAACGAAUCCAAUAUGGGUCGUGAAGACACGUUUGCAACUCUCAGCGUCGCAACGGCGGCACCCCCUUUCAGCAGGGAGCACUCUGACUACGACAAAUACUUCACCAACGCGCUUCUUUGGUGGUAGCUGGGCCAUGAUCAAAAUGAUCUCACGAGAGGAGGGCAUAAGAGGAUUCUAUAAGGGCCUUAGUGCCAGCUAUUUGGGUGUGACUGAGGGGACAAUUCAAUGGGUGCUUUAUGAGCGUUUGAAGAAACUUUCAGCGAGCACGGAGGGACAAGGCGGAGUUCAAGAAUGGGCGGGAAUGCUUGGCAGUGCAGGUACAGCGAAAUGUGUCGCAAGUCUUAUCACCUAUCCACAUGAGGUUUUGAGGACACGAUUACGCCAACCACGAGUAAACGGUGUUGUGAAGUACACAGGUCUUUUGCAAACUCUGCGGCUUGUCAUCGCUGAGGAAGGUGCUCGAUCGCUAUACGGUGGUCUUAGCGCACAUUUAAUGCGCGUCGUUCCAAAUGCGGCAGUGAUGUACUCAAUAUAUGAAGGUAUCCUUCGAUGGGGAAAGGAAUAAAGUCUCCGUCAGAACACAUCAAGCUACCUGGGUUUGUCAGGCUUUCAGGUAUGGCUGGAAUUUAUUGCCCCCCGUUAGAUAUAUGGUACUUUUAUUCUCAUAACUCAUCACUCACCGUUCAUCAUACAUAUUUUGAAAUUACCAGUACAUUACAUUUUCACACCACAAUCUAUGUCCACCGCAGCACAUGUAUACUAGCCUCGCAUUACUGUCUACCUCACUGCUCAAACCCCCCACUUACUUGCUUUCGUUGUGUCACGAUUUCAUUUAAUAUAGAGCUAAUAAACACCUCACUAAUUACA
Serpula lacrymans var. lacrymans S7.9 is the source of this 1460-nucleotide messenger RNA. RefSeq names its product mitochondrial carrier protein RIM2. Gene Ontology annotation, molecular function: pyrimidine nucleotide transmembrane transporter activity. The record is from RefSeq and is a predicted model, not a curated record. The transcript has 4 exons. Gene Ontology annotation, cellular component: mitochondrion. Gene Ontology annotation, biological process: pyrimidine nucleotide import into mitochondrion. NCBI's taxonomy places the organism in Eukaryota, Fungi, Basidiomycota, Agaricomycetes, Boletales, Serpulaceae. Bases 118 to 1158 code for a protein of 346 amino acids.